Molecule: messenger RNA, 4601 nt
Organism: Grus americana (Whooping crane)
Lineage: Eukaryota; Metazoa; Chordata; Aves; Gruiformes; Gruidae
Gene: NAXD
Product: NAD(P)HX dehydratase
Exons: 12
Coding region: 290-2533 (747 amino acids)
Biological process (GO): metabolite repair
Molecular function (GO): ATP-dependent NAD(P)H-hydrate dehydratase activity
Source: RefSeq, a predicted model, not a curated record
CAGCGGCGAGGGCGACAGGACGCCCGAGAGCACUAGGUCCCACGCCGCCGGAAAAGGCCGCAGGGGCCCUGCCCGGCUCUGCGGGCGGCCGGGAACCGCGGCCGUUACCUCAGCGCGGCCCGCCCGCGCAGGCCCCGUGCCGCCAUUGGCUGCCGCCGGCGGGGUGUGAGGGGGAGGCCGCGGCGCGCCGCGGGGAGGCGCGGAGCGGUGCCGGGCGGGCGCGCCCGCGUAGGCCCUGCCUGCCCUGUCCUGCCGUGCCCGGCCCGGCGCGGAGCCGGAAGCCGCGCCGAUGAGUUGUGUGCGCCGCUUGCCUGCGCGCUUGGCGGGGGGUGUCGGGAGCCCCGCGCUGUGGCUAGGUGUCCGCAGCGCAAAGCGGCGCCUGGAAAGUUUUGUUUGCGUGCGUGCGGGCUGCGAGCGGCGGCCCGGGCUGGGAUGCGGGGCCCGGGGCCCAGCUGCCCGCCGCUUCCCGCCGCACCGCGGCUGCCGGGGCUGGCGUAGGCGCCCCCUGGGAGAGCCGAGUGCGGGCAUUAAACCCCCCUCCCUCCUCCCCGCCGCCCUCCUCCGCCCCCCUCCGUCCGUCCCUCCCUCCCUCGCUCUCUCCCUCCCUUCCUCCCUCUCCCCGGUGCGCGGCCAUUGCAGUGACCCCGGCCGGCCAAGGAUGAUCACGAACACGCGGGGCUUCCUGUGGUCGGACCUGGAGACGCGGGCGCUGCUGGAGAUCUGGGGCGAGGCGGACGUGCAGUCGGCGCUGGACGGCAACUUUCGGAACAGCCAUGUGUACCGGGACGUGGCCUGCCGCCUGGCCGAGCUGGGCUUCGAGCGCACCCCCGAGCAGUGCCGCAUCCGCAUCAAGGGCCUCAAGCGCCAGUAUUACCAGGCCCGGGACGGGCUGAAGAAGAACGGGCACGCCCGCAAGAUAUGCAAGUACUACGACGAGAUGGACCGGAUCCUCAGCUGCCGGGGGGGGCCCGACGGCGCCUCCGAGCCGCUGGCCCCACCGCCCGAUGGCGCCCAGCCGGCGGGGCCGCUCGCCGGGCCGCCCACGCCGGGCACGCCGCACAACAGCCGCGAGGUGGAGGCCGAGCUGGACGAGGACGCCGAGCUGGAGUCUCCCCGCGACAACUUCACCGAGGACUCCGGGGAGUGCUCCUCCUACGCCGACCACCCCAUCAAGGUGGAGUGCCCUCCCUUCGCCAUCCCCGUGCCGCCGGGCGACGGCUUUAAAGAAAUCAGUGCUCCAACUAUUACCCCACCUCUCAAUCAGCCCAAAAGAUCAAAAAAACGCCAUGCAAAUUUAACCUUGGAUAAAAUGAUGGAAAAAUUCCUGCAGCAGAGCGUGGAUACAGAAGAGAAAUUUUACCGGUACGAAGAGCAGAGGCUCAAAAUUGAGGACAAACGUCGGGAAGCUGAGCAUGCUCGAGAGCUCCAGAUGUUACAGAUGUUGGGACAGAUGUUGGCAGGAAUUUCUUCUACGGUAUCACAAAGGUCACAAUCUAUACCAGCGAGUCCACCUCAGAGAGCGAACCAUCGUUCAUAUGGGGAUAACUUUAAUUAUAAUGCUAUGACAGCAGCACUUUCUCCGCCGAUAGUUAUAGAGAGAGCUUUUUCACUGCACAGAACACACUCUCUAAAGGAUAUGGAGAACAUUUUUCAACUGGUGCGCAAUGUUAUCCCCCCUCUAACAGGGAAAAGGCAUAAAGGUCAAGAUGGACGUAUAGGCAUUGUUGGAGGAUGUCAAGAAUACACUGGAGCACCGUAUUUUGCUGCAAUUACAGCUCUCAAAGUGGGUGCAGAUUUAUCCCAUGUGUUUUGUACCAAAGAUGCAGCAACAGUAAUCAAAUCAUAUAGUCCAGAGCUGAUUGUUCAUCCAGUUCUUGAUAGUCCCAAUGCUGUCCAUGAGGUGGAAAAGUGGUUACCACGACUGCACUCAGUUGUCAUAGGACCUGGCUUAGGUAGAGAUGAAGUUCUACUUGAGAAUGCUAAGGGUAUUAUAGAAAAAUCAAAAGUGAAAGGAAUUCCUAUCAUUAUUGAUGCCGAUGGACUGUGGCUCAUUUCCCAGCAGCCUUCUCUUAUUCAAGGCUACCAGCGAGCUAUUCUUACUCCAAACUAUAUGGAGUUUAGUAGACUGUAUGAAGCCAUGCUUAGAGACCCCGUAGACAGUAGUGAUCAUCAUGGAUGUGUAUUAAGACUCAGCCAAGCCAUGGGGAAUUUGACAAUUGUUCAAAAGGGAGAAAGAGAUCUUAUUUCAGAUGGAGAGAAAGUACUUGUAUGCAGUCACGAAGGAAGCAGCCGGAGAUGUGGUGGACAGGGAGACCUCCUUUCUGGUUCUCUUGGAGUCUUAGCGCACUGGGCAUUUCUUGCUGGAGCAGAAAAAACGAAUGGUCAAAAUCCAUUUCUAGUGGCUGCAUUUGGAGCUUGCUCUCUUACGAGGCAGUCUAACCACCAAGCCUUUCAAAAAUUUGGACGUUCAAUGACUGCCUCGGACAUGGUUUCAGAAGUUGGAACAGCUUUUAACAAACUUUUUGAAACCUGAAGCCAAAGCAGCUGAGAGGAAGAAAAGGAAGAACAAUGACUGCAAGAGUAAUUACAUUUACUGUAGAAUUUACAAAAGUAAUGCACCCUUUCAAGUGCUGUAGCAGCAUUGGUAUGCUAGGUAGAUUUUUUUUUUUUAUUUUUAAGAAUAGAAAAAUAUGAUUAAUGUAGAUAUUUUUUAAGAGUUUGGAAUACAAAAAUGGUUUGGCUGAAAUAAGCUGUAGUUGCAGAUCUGUUAUAAUAUAAUAAAACUAAACUGAAAGUAUUCCUCUGUUCUUUUUGAUAGUUAUUGAGCAAUAACUAAAGUGUGAACAGCAAAAAAAAAAAAAAUAAUGCACUUGAUACUUAGAUAAAAAUUCUUCCACCAGCUCAACUGAAUUUUCUUGGAUUGCACCAAGGUUUUCAUGUUUUCAUUCUUAGACCCUCUGUCUAGAUUUAGCUAUUGCACUUCAUUUUUUGCCAUGCUAGUGUAUGAAGAAGCAAAAAGUAAGCCUCUUUGGAAAGGGAAUGCAUGAGAGUUGCUGUAGAUUUUGAAUGUAAUUAGUUGCCUUUUCCCAUUCCCAGUCCCAGAGGCAGCAUUCAUUUUGACAGGACACCCCUUCCUGCAACGUCUUGGUCUUUUUUGUUUUAAAAGGUUACCCAAUCGCAGAAUAAGGAUAUACUGUAGGUAUCUCAGCAUUAAACAGUAAUUAACGCUUACCUGAAAAAAAAUUAUUUUCUACUCCUUUAGCUGGCUUUGACUCAUCUAGAACUUGCUAUGAUGAACUUUGUGAAAUUAUCAUUUGGAGAGCUACUAGGCAGGGUAAGAAACUUAGUGCUACUGGACUGAACUGGCCAAACGCAGUGAUCAUGGAAGAGCAAAGUGCUUUUAAAUCUCCGAUUAUCUGCUGAGUUAGAGCUCUGAGAAGAUGGGCAUACAGGUACAGAGGUGGCUGUUUCUUAACCAGCGGGAAUAUGGCUUGAAAGAGCAAAAGGCAGAUGACAGGGUUUAGGGGCUUUUUGCUUGAUCCUUAUCAAGACAGACAGGACUUCUACUGUUAUGGGCCGUACCCAUCACUGGGGGCUCAUUGGCAGAGCAGGAUAUAAAGGGGUAGUUGUGUAGGAUUUUGCACAGUAUCAUUUCCUAAAUUUUUGGAAAUUCAGUCAAAGCUUGUAGGGAUUGAACCAAUCUGGAGAGAAGGGCAAGUUUGUGCAAAGUACAUUUACAAAACUUCCUGUAAGGUCUGGAAGCGGGCACUGCCCUUAAACCUACAAGCUAGCUCCGAGUGUAUAUACUCACUAAAGCGCAGGAACAAGCACGUAAUGUGUACAGUUACUGCAAUACAUGUUAUAUAUUCAUUGCAGCCACUCUCUUCCAGUGACCUAGCUCUAGACUGGAACCUAGCGUCAUGCCUACUAGUCAGAUUGCAUUCUCCUACCUUGCAGUAGCUGCUGCAGAAAGCACCUGGAAUCAGAAAGGCUGCUCCAAGUAUUUCCCUUCAGCCCUCAUCAUUGAUAUUUCUGGAUGCACUGUGAAUACUACCUCACCCCAAUGCAUUUUUUGUUUUGUUUUGUUUUGUUUUUUUUUUAAAAUGGUUACCUAUUUUUAAAAUAGGUUUUUAAAUGUUUGCGCAUUUUGGUCUAUGAGGGUUCACGGACUUUUUUUAGAUUAGAACAACGUCUACUCAUGAGAGAUGGGUUUUUGGUGUUUAAUUUAAACAGUUUUGUAAACUGUCAACAUCUCUGGGGAAACAGCUACUUUUUUUCCCCUUAAAACUAUUUGAGAAGCCCAACUCCUUUGAAAUAAAAUCAGAACAUUAAAACUGAUUUUAAAACAGCUACUGGAUUUCCUUUAAAAAGAGCAUUUUUUUUUGUAUUUAGAACAUCAGUGGUAUUAUAAUCUAAAUGGCAUUUGUAGGCAAAGUCAAUCAAUUAACAGAGCUCAGUACAGAUUUCAACCUGCCGUGUUGGUUUUAAAUCUAUACAGACGUUGUAACUGUUAUUCACAAAUGUAUACAAAUUGUUACAAUUUUUAAACAUUCUGGAAAUGUAGCAGUUUCUUCUGGUAGGAAAUAAAAAUAAUAGCAAAU